AUGUGCAGUGCGCGAAAGGAUACUGCAGUUGUGUUCGGGAUGUUUUCUUCCCGUGCAAGACCAAAAGAGUAUAUUUGGACUUAUGUGACUCCACUGGCGAAUGCGCGAAUGGUCUUGAGUGCUGCAAGGCUGUUGGCUUGGCUUGCUACUCCGACUCGGCCUGUUGUUCAAAUGACUGCAGAUAUGCUCCAAAUGCGAUCUUCUCGGGAGAAUGCCAGUAGGCACGAGAAGCGGUGA
Molecule: messenger RNA, 237 nt
Organism: Penicillium subrubescens
Lineage: Eukaryota; Fungi; Ascomycota; Eurotiomycetes; Eurotiales; Aspergillaceae
Exons: 2
Coding region: 1-237 (78 amino acids)
Source: RefSeq, a predicted model, not a curated record